UCUAUGCGAUUCGCACGGUGUUUUUCUUUGUUUCUCGGGGCGUUCGGAGGCGCAAUCUGCCACUCUGUGAUGUAGUGUUUAAUAAACAUACGCAAAGGAUUUGAACGGUUGGAAAUCGCCACGGAAGUUACAUGACCAUCUUGUGAUUAAUUAUUAAGUACAUAGUAGCAGUUAUAAUGUGUGCAUGACAACGUCCAAUUGCAUUAAUGUUAUAUAAUUAGAUUGUUUUCGGAUAAUCUGCGAAUCACGGAUUGCAACAAUUUGACAGCCCAAUCGAAAUUGAUUUGCAAUGAAUUAUUACAGUGUGAAAUUGAGUGCAAUUGAUACGAAAGAAAAAGUUUCCUGAGGCGUUUUCCGUGACUGUAGUGUUCUGAAAAAAUGAACGGUGCAAAAACGAAACUAAAACAACAAACCAGACAAACGGAAUCCAGAAGACAGCAGUUGGACUGAAACAAAUCAAUGAAAUUUAAUCCAAUCCACAGCAUCCAAUUCGCGAACAGUAGUGAUUCGAGUUUCAUUCUCGAAGCCUUGGGGAGUUGGAGGCCCAAAAAAAAGUGCAAGCCCUCGACAAGCGGUGUAUGCAAAAAUAAUGCAUAUCACUGAACAUGACUGCUCGGGCAGGACAAAAAAGGAUUGAAUGAAUUUGGCAAAAAAUAGAAUAUUAUUCCAAUUAAACCAAUUAUAAUACCUAAAUUGCAAAAAUCAUUUUACGUAUGCCGAAGCUCUCACAUACCAAUGUGUUUGACAGUAAACUGAAAUAACCACGAGAACAAAUAAAAAAAUGUUCACAAAUUGGUUAGCGCCUCCCACGACAGCCUUGCCACCAGAUACAAUCAUUGAAGUCGGGCCACCACCGUUUACCCGUUAUGCUGCACACAGUGCACUAGUUUCCGCCCACAGUGGCUAUCUGAGAGCGGCUGUGCGUUCUGACAAUUCGACAGGAAGCGUGGAAACUGUACCAAUCUAUGUCCCCAAUGUGACCGCAGAGCAAUUCACACCACUUCUCACUUAUAUGUAUACGGGAUUUUUAGACUUGAAUAUAGAAAACAUUUUUGGUGUCCUACUCGCUACACAUAUACUUCACAUGCCACGAGCAUUGGAGAUGUGUCGUGCUUUUUUGUCCGGUACACAAACAGAAAAUUAUUUUAUGGGACUGAAUACGAUAUCAGCAACAGCUGGAGCAUCCAACAGUCACAAUCAGCCCAAACCUAUCAGUGACUUGGAGAAUAGGAAAGUGGUGCGACCGAUAGCGAGCAAAGCUACGGGAAUAGGUUUGAACUUCAUUGCCCCUCCUGCCUCACACAUUCUACUACCGAGUACCCAUACUCCAUUUAAAAGUUUUUCGACAAUUGGAACAGCAAGUGUAUCCAAACUGAGUGAAAGCAAAAGGAAUUCUCCCCCACCAGUCACCACAAGUGAAAUAACGGAAAAAUUAAAACCAGUCGAUGAUACUAAUAAUGAAUCAAGCGAAACAUCAAAAUCUAUAAAAGACUCAAAUAACCAAAAGCGCCAAUCAAAAUCGCUCAAACGUUGCUCCAAUAAAUCGGAAUGUAUUUUAGCUGCCAUCGCGAAAAAUUCUCCAUCGAAUGACAAAAGUGUAAUUAUUGAUAUUGCUAGUUGUGAUGGCCCGGUGCGAUUCCGUCGAGUUCUUAACGACAGAUAUGGUAUGAACAAUAACACAAUUUGCCUGGCAAAUGAAUCGAACAGCCCUUCGCGGUAUAUGAGCUCAUCGUUUCAUGAACAGAUGGUGCGGAACAUAAACGAACACAAACAGAAUCUAUCUUCGGCCGAAAGUUACAACUGUGGCAGUAACAAGGAUGAGAACAGCCAGGACAACAACCAAUCGCAAAGCUCACAGCAAAGUGGCGCACCCAACACAAAUAGCGCAGGAACAACAUCAGCUGGCGAAACUUACAGCUGUGUGUAUUGCAAGCAUACCUUCAAAUCACAAUACUGUUAUCAAAAGCACGCGAAGAGGCAUUUGAUUCCUCUCUCUCUAGAGAUUGGUUCCAAUGCAGCAGCAACAACAGUGGACGACACUGUCGCUAGUGACGGGGAAAAGGAAACGGUCACAAAGUUUGGAAAAUCUAGCAGCAAUGGAAGCGGUGGUGGUGGUGGUGGCGGUACAAAGCGCGAGGUUAAGCCUCUCGAUAUGAAUGUGCAAUAUUAUCCAUGUAAAACAUGCGGGAGUAAAUUUCCUAGCUAUUACUUUGUACACAAACACCGAAAAAUGUGUCAUGCUGACGAAGACAUUCUAUAAACUGAUAGAAGAAACAAGUAUGCAGCGGUCAUUACACAUAUACAGGGUAUCAAAAAUCAAAAUGCUAGCUCGUGACAUAUCAACUCUAAUAAUAAAAAAAUAAUUUUAUUUCACUCUAAGCCUAAACUGAUUGUUUGACUGACUAAUCGUAAUAUUUGAAUGUAUUUUGAAAAUAGACUGUUUCUUUUCUGUAAUCCGGAAAAAAAUGCUAGUUAGGAAUAUAAAUGCGAGAUUGAAAAAAAAAUUUAAAAAUAUAUAGGGGGUUGUAUCCAAAACACUAUCGCUUAGGAUGCAAGACUACGCAUUCAUUUUAUUAAAUUUGCUUGAUUAUCAUUUCGGAUGUUAUUUAUAAAAACAAAGAAAUCUCUAUUUACUAGAAAAUUUAGGUGAGCCUGAAAAGUGUAAGUCAUUAAGCCUUGGUCCUGUAGAAGCAGUUUUAGAAGCAGUGACUCUUUCUUGCCUUUGCGAGAACAAC
Molecule: messenger RNA, 2735 nt
Organism: Toxorhynchites rutilus septentrionalis
Lineage: Eukaryota; Metazoa; Arthropoda; Insecta; Diptera; Culicidae
Exons: 2
Coding region: 782-2260 (492 amino acids)
Biological process (GO): regulation of transcription by RNA polymerase II
Molecular function (GO): RNA polymerase II cis-regulatory region sequence-specific DNA binding; DNA-binding transcription factor activity, RNA polymerase II-specific; protein binding
Source: RefSeq, a predicted model, not a curated record